Messenger RNA from Anthonomus grandis grandis, 2082 nucleotides. RefSeq names its product aspartate--tRNA ligase, mitochondrial (gene AspRS-m). Lineage: Eukaryota; Metazoa; Arthropoda; Insecta; Coleoptera; Curculionidae. The transcript has 9 exons. Gene Ontology annotation, cellular component: cytoplasm; mitochondrion. The record is from RefSeq and is a predicted model, not a curated record. The coding region runs from base 96 to 2051 and encodes 651 amino acids. Gene Ontology annotation, biological process: aspartyl-tRNA aminoacylation. Gene Ontology annotation, molecular function: ATP binding; nucleic acid binding; aspartate-tRNA ligase activity.
ACAAACGUCUAAAUCAGGUGUUCGAUAUGAUAACAUAACCUCUAAUUUUAUGUUCGUCUUAGCCUCUGUAAGCACAGUUUUUCUCUUUAAAAAACAUGAAUAAAAUUGUUAGCACCUUCAAUAAGCGACUAUUUAUAACUUACUGUAACAGCAUUAAUUUGCAUCUACCUGGCCAAACAAAAAAAAUCUUACGACGCCCCCUGUCGAGCCUCGAAACUCAAAAAAGAGUUUACCUAAUUGAUGAAAAUCAAGAGAACGAACUGCAGAAGCCUCCCAACAGCACACUGAAUAAAUACACUUACCGAACACACACUUGUGGCCAACUUAACUUGGACAAUGUCGGACAAAAAGUCCUAAUAUGCGGCUGGCUAGAGUAUCAACGUAUGAACAAGUUUGUCGUCCUGAGAGACAGUUAUGGGGAGACCCAGCUUAUAAUCCCUGAUAAAGAGGCUCAUAUUAAAGAGUUAUUAAAAAACAUCCCCUACGAAAGCAUAAUACAAGUGAAAGGGACGGUGAGAUCUCGUCCCAAAGAUAUGAUCAACACAAGACAGGCUACAGGUGAAAUAGAGGUUUUAGUAAACAGUUUAGAGGUGCUCAACAAAGCCCAAGAUAAUCUUCCGUUUAAUAUUAGAGAGUUUCAAAAGGCCAAGGAAGCUUUGAGAAUGCAAUACCGGUACUUGGACAUCAGAUUUCCUCAAAUGCAGAACAAUUUGAGGGUGAGAUCAAAAGUUUUAGCUCGCAUGAGGGAGUUUUUAAUUGGGAAUGAUUUUAUUGAUGUCGAGACUCCUACACUGUUCAAGGCAACACCUGGGGGGGCACAAGAGUUUAUAGUUCCAACAAGAUUCCCAGGAAAAUUUUACUCCUUAGUGCAAAGUCCACAACAGUUCAAACAGAUGCUCAUGGCUGGGGCUGUGGAUAGAUAUUUUCAAAUUGCUAAAUGUUACAGGGACGAGGGCGCUAGGCCAGACAGACAACCUGAAUUUACCCAGCUGGAUAUUGAAUUGUCUUUUACCUCUCUGGAAGGUGUUAUACAACUCAUCGAAGAGUUGCUGGGGUAUGCCUUAGCUGAUUUAUGCAAUGGCAUUCCAAAAAAGUUCAAAAGAAUGUCUUAUCAUGAAGCGAUGGAGAGCUAUGGGAGUGACCAACCAGACAUCACUUUUGACUAUAAGCUUGAAAAUUGCAUAAAUAUUCUGGAAAGUAACCGGAUUAGUCAGGGUUAUAAAGAUUUUGGAGCCUACAUUUUAGUCUUUGACCCUAAAGAUGCUUGCACCCUACCAAAAUCUUUAAAAGAAAAAAUGGUGAAGGUUGCAAGUCAAUAUCCUGAUGCCAAAUUGGUGCAGAAUAAAAUUUUAAAGGAUCAGUGGCCUGCUAAAAUGCAAAAAUUGUUUUCUGUAGAGGAGUGCAGGCAGAUCUUGGAUAAAUUUAGUGUGGAUGAUGGUUCUGUGGUGUUUAUUGCUUAUGGAUCGAAAAAUGAUGCUAGAAGUAUGCUGGGAAAAAUUCGUCUUGAAUACGUCAAAUUUCUGGAACAAACUGGCAACUUAAAAAUCAGAAAAAAAGGUUUACAUUUCUUGUGGAUAGUUGAUUUUCCCUUAUUUGAAAUCUCCAGUGAAACCGGUGACAUCCAGUCGGCACAUCACCCUUUCACCUCUCCACAUUCCGAUGAUUUAAAACUACUGCAAGAAGAUCCUUUAAAGGUGAGAGCAUUGUCUUAUGACCUGGUAUUAAACGGAAAUGAAGUGGGUGGAGGUUCUAUUCGGAUCCACGAUCCAGUUUUACAAGAGCAAAUAUUGGACUUGCUGAAAAUCCAAAAGGGCCAUUUGCAGCAUAUUUUGGAUAUGUUAGCUUCUGGUUGUCCCCCACAUGGAGGAAUAGCCCUGGGACUUGAUAGACUCUUAGCGAUCCUAUUAGAUAUGCCCAGUAUUAGGGACGUUAUUGCGUUUCCGAAAACUUUUGAAGGCAAAGACCCAGUUAGUCAAGCCCCUGCUGCAGUCUCAGAGGAAGUACUGAAGCUUUAUCAUGUAAAGAGUGUUCUUUGUGAUACUAAAAAAUAAGCUAUAUAUAAGAAUAUAUUUAAAUUUUUAA